GGGCUGGAAACCCCCAAGCGGGGGCGAUGAACGGCUUGGGGCCGGAGGAGGAGGAGGAGGAGGAGGACGGGCGGGAGGGGCCCGGGCCCGGGGCCGGCCCCGGGGCGCCCCCGGCCCCCGCCCAGCCCUGCUGCUGCUGCUGCCUCAUCGACGCCGGACAGCGCUGCCUCCGCCCCGCCGGCAACGCCUCCUUCAGCAAGAGGAUCCAGAAGAGCAUCUCCCAGAAGAAGCUCAAGCUCGACGUCGACAAAAGUGUAAGACAUCUCUACAUCUGUGAUUUCCAUAAAAAUUUCAUUCAGAGUGUACGAAAUAAAAGGAAGAGAAAGACCAGUGAUGAUGGAGGUGAUUCCCCCGAGCACGAAACAGAUGUCCCAGAGGUGGAUUUGUUCCAGUUGCAAGUGAACACCUUGCGGCGUUACAAAAGGCAUUACAAGCUGCAGACCAGACCAGGAUUCAAUAAGGCACAGUUAGCAGAAACUGUCAGCCGCCACUUCAGGAAUAUCCCCGUGAAUGAAAAGGAGACCCUGGCUUACUUCAUAUACAUGGUGAAGAGUAACAAAAGUAGGCUGGACCAGAAAUCAGAGAGUAGCAAGCAGCUGGAGUGAUGAUGAAUUGGACUUUAAAGAAAUUAAGGACAGGUGGUAUCCGGUGCGUUGAAGCGAAGGAAGACUGUUAAAUUUUAAUGUAAAUAAUAAAAAGUAUGGAUGAUGGAAUAAUGUAAAUCAUUUUGCUCAGAAGGAAUUGUUUUAACAAUUCAGCAUGUGUAUCAAAGAGUUUCUUUUCAUUUUAUGUCAAUAAUUGAACCGUUGGAAGAAAUAAAGAGCAAAGCUGCAUAUUUACGAUU
This is a messenger RNA of Ornithorhynchus anatinus (platypus), 844 nucleotides long. It is a transcript of the gene SAP30L, whose product is annotated as SAP30 like. The coding region runs from base 27 to 605 and encodes 192 amino acids. The record is from RefSeq and is a predicted model, not a curated record. Gene Ontology annotation, cellular component: histone deacetylase complex. Lineage: Eukaryota; Metazoa; Chordata; Mammalia; Monotremata; Ornithorhynchidae. Gene Ontology annotation, molecular function: protein binding; transcription coregulator activity. The transcript is spliced from 4 exons. Gene Ontology annotation, biological process: regulation of DNA-templated transcription.